This is a messenger RNA of Brettanomyces bruxellensis, 1704 nucleotides long. It is a transcript of the gene PGM2, whose product is annotated as Phosphoglucomutase-2. Gene Ontology annotation, molecular function: phosphoglucomutase activity; magnesium ion binding. Gene Ontology annotation, biological process: carbohydrate metabolic process. Lineage: Eukaryota; Fungi; Ascomycota; Pichiomycetes; Pichiales; Pichiaceae. The coding region runs from base 1 to 1704 and encodes 567 amino acids. The record is from RefSeq and is a predicted model, not a curated record. Gene Ontology annotation, cellular component: cytosol. The transcript has a single exon.
AUGGAAUUUACAAUUACAAAAGUUGACACAGUCCCAUACGAAGAUCAGAAGCCUGGAACUUCGGGUCUUCGGAAACGUACCAAAGUUUUUCAGGAAAAGAAUUACACUGAGAACUUUCUCCAGUCUAUUUUUUCUGCAAUGCCUGGCGGGCCAUCUGGAAAGACCCUUGUUGUUGGAGGUGAUGGACGAUAUUAUAACGAUCAUUUUCUCAACUUGAUUGCGAAGAUAGGUGCAGCUAAUGGUAUUAAGAAGUUGGUCAUCGGUCACAAUGGUUUGUUGUCCACACCUGCAACGUCACAUUUGAUUCGUUUGUACAAUGAGCAAGGUAAGACUGUUGAUGGAGGUAUUAUUCUUACUGCUUCCCAUAAUCCAGGUGGAUCCGAUAAGGAUUGCGGUAUUAAAUACAAUCUAUCUAAUGGUGGCCCAGCACCUGAGCCUGUGACAAAUAAGAUUUGGGAGAUUUCCAAGAAACUUUCCUCAUAUAGUAUCAUCAAAAAUUUGCCCGAUCUUGAUCUGUCCAAUGUCGGCACGAAGUUGUAUGGCUCGUUGGUGGUUGAAGUUGUUGAUUCGACAGCCGAAUACGUCAAGAUGUUAAAGCAGAUAUUUGAUUUUGAUUUGAUUAAGCGUUUUAUAAAAGAACGUCUACCGAAGGGCUUUACGUUUGUGUUUGACGGUCUUAAUGGUGUUACGGGUAUCUAUGGAAAAGCAAUUUUCGUUGAUGAGCUAGGCUUGCCUGAUACAUGGAUCCAAAAUUGUGUUCCAUUACCUGAUUUUGGCGGAAAGCAUCCGGAUCCAAACUUGACUUAUGCUCGUUCGCUUGUUGAUCGUGUGGACCAAGAUAAUAUCUCUUUUGGUUGUGCAUCCGAUGGUGAUGGAGACAGAAAUAUGAUUUAUGGCGCCAAUGCAUUUGUUUCGCCUGGUGAUUCCGUUGCUAUUAUCGCAGAGCAUGCUGCUGACUGCAUUCCAUACUUUAAGAAGACUGGUAUUAGGGGCUUAGCUAGAUCAAUGCCAACUUCCGGUGCGAUUGAUCUUGUUGCUGAGGACAAGCACUUAAACUUUUAUGAAGUUCCGACUGGAUGGAAGUUUUUCUGUGCACUAUUUGAUGCAAAGAAGUUGUCUAUCUGUGGAGAAGAGUCUUUUGGUACUGGAUCAGAUCAUAUCAGAGAGAAAGAUGGUUUGUGGGCAAUAAUGGCAUGGUGGAAUCUUUUAGCAUACUUCUCGGAAACAAAUCCUGAUGUCGAACCAACUAUUGCUAACGUUCAGCAUGCUUUCUGGAAGAAAUAUGGAAGAACGUUUUUUACCAGAUACGACUUUGAAGGACUUUCGAAGGAGGCCGGGGAAAGUGUCAUGAAUGCUCUCGGCUCUAAAAUUUCUGAUUCUGGAUUCAUUGGAAGUUCGAUAGGAUCGGCUAAAGUUACAAAUGCAUCGGACUUUUCUUACACCGAUCUUGAUGGUUCUGUCUCGGACCAUCAAGGUCUUGUUGUCAAGCUUGACUCUGGUGCACGUUUUGUUCUCAGAUUAUCUGGAACAGGAUCAGCCGGUGCAACUAUUAGACUCUACUUAGAAAAGCAUGCAGCUGAUACUUCAGAUGCUGUCUUGGAUACCCCGACCGCAAAAUAUCUUGGAAAGACAAUGCGGGAAGUUUUGCAGUUUUUGCAACUCAAAAAGUUGAUCAACACAGAAACCCCAACAGUGAUCACUUGA